AUGGCUCCCAAGGAUAAGAUAUUUAAGAAGUACAUUGAGAUAGAGCUGCAGCUUGGUAAUAUAGAACGGUGCAGAAAAUUGUAUGAGAAGUAUUUAGAGUGGUCACCGGGGAACUGCUAUGCAGGAGCAAGUCUGCUGAGCUGGAGAGAUCCUUGGCCGAGACUGAAAGAGCCAGAGCUCUUUUUAAGCUUGCAAUUUACCAGCCUGCGUUGGACAUGCCAGAGCUUUUGUGGAAGUUACGCCAAGUUUGAGGCAUCUGCUAAGGGACAGGGGCUUCAAGAAUCAAAGUUGUCUGAAAAUGACUGCGAGCAGAAGAAAAAGUGUCUACAAUGUGCCAGAUCUGUUUUUGAAAGAGCCCUUAGCUAUUCCCGAAAUUCUGCCCCUGAAUUGAAAGAGGAAAGGGCCAUUCUCUUGGAAGAGUGGUUGAACAUGGAAAGCAGCUUUGGCGAUCUUGGUGAUGUUGACUUGGUUAGAGUUAAGUUGCCGAAGAAACUUAAAAAGAGACGGCAUAUAGAAACUGAGGAUGGUCCAGCUGGUGGCGGAGCCACCAGUAUGGCGAGGCAUGGCGGCCGCCAUACCUGGCCGCCGGCGAACACCCCCCCACCCCCCAGUUCUGUGAGUGUCCAGACGAGGAUCGAUCGGAAUCUUGACGGAGGUUGCCGGAGAGUUCAUAAGGGUUCUGCUGAUUUCGCCCAAAUUCGUGAGUCUUCGAGACCCUAA
Messenger RNA from Striga hermonthica, 720 nucleotides. NCBI's taxonomy places the organism in Eukaryota, Viridiplantae, Streptophyta, Magnoliopsida, Lamiales, Orobanchaceae. The record is from the annotation of a GenBank genome assembly.